Pyrus x bretschneideri (Chinese white pear) is the source of this 1781-nucleotide messenger RNA. RefSeq lists its product as uncharacterized. Bases 474 to 1466 code for a protein of 330 amino acids. The transcript is spliced from 6 exons. Gene Ontology annotation, molecular function: chromatin binding. NCBI's taxonomy places the organism in Eukaryota, Viridiplantae, Streptophyta, Magnoliopsida, Rosales, Rosaceae. The record is from RefSeq and is a predicted model, not a curated record.
AUUAUUCACACACCCUCGUGAAUUAUUCAAUUAUUGUUCAAGUGAAUUUUAGAAAUCCAAAAGAAAAAAAGUGGGAAAAUUACAGUGAGCGCAUGAUGAUGAUGUCAUGGAGGCAAAGUUGCGGUCGCUCCGCUGACACAGCAUAGCAUGCGCUUCACGCCUGCCAGCGAGCCGUAACCGAAAGAAGCGAAACGCCACCAACAAAGGCAAAAGCAGCAGGCAAGUCGAUUUUCCAAGAGAAAGGUGGUGGCGGAACGGCGACGCGCGGAUGGCGAUGGAGUUCAGGUCCUACAAGGACGACGCGUGGUACGACGUGAGUAUCGAGACGGAGGGCGGCAAUGGCGGUGGCGGCGACGGCAUGAGACUGAGAGUCAAGUUCGCCGGGUUCCGCGACGACCAGGACGAGUUCGUCGACGCCAACGACUUCAGGUCGGUGAGUGACGUGGCCGAGUUGAGGAUCUCGGUUCAGGUCCAUGUCGGCUCAGCUUCAGGACUCGGAGUGCUCUCAGGUGAACAGGGGGGUGAUCGUCUGCGCCGCUCACUCCGCUCUCCCCGACGAUCGCCGCUUCUACGACGCCGUCGUGGAUGACGUUGUGCAUAGUAAGCAUGUGUUCGCAAACGGAGAAGAACAAUGCACAUGCACCUUCAUCCUCUCAUGGCAGCACGGUCCGUUCGCCAGGACGCUGACCGCCAAAGCUCUCGAGCACAUUUGCAAAGUCCUGCCUCCGGUUGCUGAUGGCGAACUGAAUCCACUGCUCACCUCUUUUCUGAACUUGGUAAGGAAGAGAAUUGAAGCAACUGGCUUUUCGGAUUCGAAUGUGAGUUCUGCUGAAGCUGCUGCUGCCAGCAAUGGCCGAAAUGGGCCCCCCGGCUUUCCUCAACGCCGAAAUCAGGAAACAAGGCCUUCUAGGUUGUCCUCAGGUCAUGUCAAAGUAUAUGAACGAACAGGACAUGACGUAGAUAUUGGAGGGGUGCCGCAUAUGAUCAUCAUAGACAAUCUUGAGAAGGGGUUAUUGCCAUCAACAAUUAUGGAGUUUAUUCAUCAACAACUUUCAAUCUCAUGUCAAGCAUUUGUUUCGCCAAGUAAGUUGUUAGAGAUAUAUGCACGAGGAGGCAUUCUGUUGCACAGCAAAAGGAACUUUGACAAGUUAUUGGCCUUUUUGGAGAAUCCAGAUCACAUCAUUGUUUCCUCGGGAGGAAGGCCUUGGUUCGUGACUGAAAAAUUACCGUUACAUGACUCGCUAAAGGCAGUGACUGAAACAUUCGCACUUGCAUCUCAGAAAGUAUUAGAGAGCAGAACUAGAACUUGCAAUGAAUUGAAGGUUGUCGUUUCUGGGACUAAAGAGUACGAGCAGGCUAAGCAGCUACGUGAGUUGUUUAAGCAAUUUGCCAAGCAUCAAUGCAUGAUUCAGCAGAGAUUAGUUAUUGAAGAGGGAAGGAUCUUGCAGCUGUCUGAUCUGGUGUAGAGAUGACAAACGUUUAAAGCUUAAGUCCUUGUGAAUACUUUUUGUUACGUUGCAGAUAUGUGUUAUCUGCAACGAAGGCGACGCACUCUGACUGCACCAAAAUGUAAACGUGACGAGCAAAUGAGGCACCUCCGACCACCUCCUAUAUGUAUAUCUGGGCUGAAUCAAAGGUACAUGGAUGUACUUAAAAUUUUGGUUUGUAAAAUCUGGGCUGAACCGAAGGUUUUUUGGAAUUCGGUUAAAUUGUGAAUUUUCAGUGUGAUGCUUCUGCUGUAAAAUCUGGUAUAUCAGUUGGUGCAUUUGCUUUGAGGAUAA